This is a messenger RNA of Thlaspi arvense, 621 nucleotides long. NCBI's taxonomy places the organism in Eukaryota, Viridiplantae, Streptophyta, Magnoliopsida, Brassicales, Brassicaceae. The record is from the annotation of a GenBank genome assembly.
AUGAAAAACUUUUCUCCGGCAGCAGCGAAGUUCCAAGUGUUCUUCAAUUUCCGUGGAGAGGAACUGCGCGACAACUUCGUCAGCCACCUUUGUGAUGCCUUUGAGAGGCAUGAGAUCAAGUUCUUCAUGGAUGAAGACGAGCAGCGAGGCAAAGAUCUCAAACAUCUCUUUGUAAGAAUCGAAGAGUCGAGUAUUGCACUGGCUAUCUUCUCUAACAGGUAUCCGGAGUCGAGGUGGUGCUUGGAUGAGUUGGUAAAAAUGAAGAAACUUGCCGAAAAAAGAAAGAUCCAAGUCAUUCCGAUCUUUUACAAGGUGGAGCCACAAGACGUGAGAGGACAGGAAGGUGAGUUUGGUGGCAACUUCUGGAAGCUCGCGAAAGCUUCUAGGGGAUAUCAGAUCAAGAAGUGGAAAGAUGCUCUCGAAUAUUUCUCCGACAAGAUGGGUUUGUCAUUGGGAGGCAAGAGCUCUGAAGCUGAUUUUGUCAAGAAAAUUGUUAAAGAGGUUCAGAGAGUUAUAAAAGCAACUGGAGUCGAGAAAGCAAAAACUCCUUUUGGGGGAAAAAGGAGAAUGGUCGGAAAUUGCAACUGCCCAGAUAUCAAGAGGGUUAAAACCAAAAAGUAG